AGAUUUAUUUUUAUUUUCAAAAAAGUAACUUCUUUUUCUCCACACUCUAUAAAUUUUUUUAAAAAUGUUCGGUAUGCGCAAGUGGAAUACUCCUGUCCUUCGUCCUACUGCCCCUUUCAUCAUUGGUGGUAUUGCCGUCUUCUACUUGGUUGCCAAGGCUCAAGAUGCCAUGAUCAACAGUGAGGAAUACAAGAACGAUCCCAGAAACCCUGCUAUCGCUUCCGGAAAGAAGGCUCAUUAAAUUCUCUUCACCCCGAUAAAAACAAAACAACACUCGAAAUAACUAAAACGUCAUUCGCUUUUUUAUUACCCGUUGUAAAAUUAAUAAAACAAUCCAAUAUUAGUUACAGUUUGGCACAAAA
Messenger RNA from Mucor mucedo, 362 nucleotides. RefSeq names its product ATPase, F0 complex, subunit J. Bases 65 to 241 code for a protein of 58 amino acids. Gene Ontology annotation, molecular function: proton transmembrane transporter activity. NCBI's taxonomy places the organism in Eukaryota, Fungi, Mucoromycota, Mucoromycetes, Mucorales, Mucoraceae. The record is from RefSeq and is a predicted model, not a curated record. Gene Ontology annotation, biological process: proton motive force-driven ATP synthesis. The transcript has 3 exons.